AUGGUCUCGCACGCCCAUGCUGCAGACAUUGUGCAUAGCAUCGCCUGCAUUCCUGGCGACGGUAUCGGCCCCGAGGUCAUAGAAGCUGGUGACUGGGGUGCCACACGUCUGCUCAACAAGGGCGAAUGUAUGCCCUCGAACGGACCCGAUCAGCUCAAAUACUACGACGCCAUCUACUUUGGCACUCCCAUACUAAAGUCGCAAGAUCAUCAUGUCAACGUGCGGCCUAAGCGGAUUCUCCCGGGCACCACCUCUCCACUGAUAGGUUGCACACCCACCGACCUUGACUGGUUCAUUAUCCGUGAGAAUAGCGAAGGCGAUUACUCGGCCCAGGGUGGUGUCCUUCAUCAAGAUGGUCCACAUGCAGUAGCUACCGAAGUGAGUAUCUUCACCAGAGCCGGCACCGAGCGGGUCAUCAGAUAUGCAUUUGAAAUAGCCAGGUCGCGACCACGGAAGAGAUUGACCAUGGUGACCAAGAUGAAUAUCCACAAUCAUGGCAUGGCGCUCUGGGCCAAAGUUUUUGACGAGGUUGCAAAAGAGUAUGAGGACGUGCAAACUGACACCAUGCUUGUCGAAGCAAUGCCGACCCGCAUGACUCUGCAUCCCUUGUCCCUCGACAUAAUCGUCGCUACCAAUCUGCAUACAGAUAUCCUGUCGAAUCUUGCAUCGGCACUUAGCGGAUCAACUGGCAUAACGCCUUCGUGUAAUCUUGACACUUCGAACAAGAAACCAAGCUUAUUUGCGCCAACUCAUGGUUCUGAGCCUGGCAAUGCUAGAAGAGGCAUCGCCAGCCCCAUUGGAGCGUUUUGGAGUGCUGCCGAGAUGGUGCGAUGGCUUGGUGAGGACAGGGCAUCCGAUAUCUUGAUCAAGGCUACCGAAAACGUCACUGGCCGUGGUAUAAAGACCAGAGACCUUGGUGGGUAUGCGACCACUGAAAGUGUAACGGAUGCGGUAUGCGCCGAAAUCAAGAAUCUCCUGAUGGUCUGA
Molecule: messenger RNA, 987 nt
Organism: Bipolaris oryzae ATCC 44560
Lineage: Eukaryota; Fungi; Ascomycota; Dothideomycetes; Pleosporales; Pleosporaceae
Exons: 3
Coding region: 1-987 (328 amino acids)
Source: RefSeq, a predicted model, not a curated record